ACACGCUGAGAGGUUCUGCAUGGAUAUUGACCGACUUUUGAAUGGAAGAAAAGACCUCUUUCCAACAUACGAAAAAUGCAAGGUUGAGAGAUUUGGUAACAACCCAGUAAAUAUUGAGAUCCUGCUGGAGUUUAUGGGCCAGUUAUCGAUACCAGAGAUGCAGCAGCUGGUUGCCACGGUGAUAUUUGAGGACACGCCCAGAUACCGCUACGAACAGGUCGUCGGUCACCUGAUAGGAGAUCUCCUCGUGUACUACGCAGACUUGCUGCUUUAUAACUAUAACGUGCCUUUCGAUGCAUGGCUGUACAAUAGCACCCAGAAGAUCUACGGCCUUACAUGGCGGGACGAAGACCGACUCUGGGACUCCGAGUCAGCCAAGUUUAAGGAGCUCGAAAAUACAUUCUGCUCUGAGAUUGACAAGAUAUUCCGAGAAGUCCCUAUCCAGGGCAAUGUGAACAAGGAGAGAUACUACCGUUGCUUCAUAGACAACUUCCAACGUCAGAACGAUCCAGACACGCAGGUCGGCUUCACAUAUUCUAUUGUAUUUAAUGGUACCGAACCGCUCAUCAAAAGUGAGAUAGACUCCAUGAUCGAGGCCAAGAGCUCCGUGUACCCGCUUGGGGACAAGAAGUGGGUUCAUCUUGCCGACCAAUGGCUCCUUAAUGAGUUACAGUGGGACGAGGUAAAAAUCAACAUCUCCGACUACCUCAUCAAUAUGAUCACCACGCCCCCACCUAGCCAGGUGAACACAAUUGUGAACAUGACAUUCCGGCUGUUGAACUUCUCGAUGACUCCCGGCUUGGCGGACACCAACUCGGCAGAGUUCCAGCUCCUUGCCUCACAGUUCUGCAAAUAUCUUGACGACAGUUAUCAAGCCAGAUUCUCUACAUAUGAAAAAUGUGAUGUGAAGAAGUUCUAUACGGACAUGUUUGAGGGCACACAGCACGUGAACUUCCACCUGUCAUUCCGCGGUGACCAGGUGCCGGAACUGCCGCAGCUUCUGAUUGCUAUUCUGGUGGAGAACGCCCACCGGGAGACAAUUAACAACCGUAUUGCUCUCGUGGUGGGGCCAUUAUUUGUGUUUGAGGACUCACUACAACAGGAUCCUACCAAUUCCAUAGUUGUGACAGGAGGAGGCACUACACUGUCCACACCCUCAGCGGACCCAUGUAUACCUGACAAAGACGACGUUAUACUGGCCGAUCCUACCGACAAAGCUGGUUACUACAUAUGCUACAAGGGAAGUGGCUACAACAUGAAAUGUGACCCACCAAAAGUGUUUAAUCCAAGCAGGAGUAUGUGUGUGAAUCCAUGAAUACAGUGACAAAGAAGACAUUUAUAGAAAAACAAUGUAUUAUUGAUAAAUGAUAACGCACAAAGAUAAACGUUAAUGGUGUUUCUAUUACUUAAUGAUGUAAUUUGUUUAACACUAUGGAAAAUGGUGUAGUUUUAUACCUGCAGUGACACAAACGCUUAUAACAAGUUCUAUUUAAAUUAAACUAUAUUCGUAAGAUAUAGAGUGUAUAACGUUUACGUAUGAGUAAAAAAGGCGUCUAGUCUACUAUUUAUUAAUUUUACUUUCAAUUUAUGUGAAUUAUUUCUAUUGAUAUCCUGAAUUGGCGAAUAUUAUUAAAUGCAAAAGAAUUUA
This is a messenger RNA of Mya arenaria, 1648 nucleotides long. RefSeq lists its product as uncharacterized. Gene Ontology annotation, molecular function: chitin binding. The record is from RefSeq and is a predicted model, not a curated record. The transcript is spliced from 10 exons. Lineage: Eukaryota; Metazoa; Mollusca; Bivalvia; Myida; Myidae. Bases 20 to 1315 code for a protein of 431 amino acids. Gene Ontology annotation, cellular component: extracellular region.